CAAUCAUUGGGCCACCUGAUGUAAAAGUGAAGUCUGAGUCUGGGUCCCUGCAUGUGGAUUUCAUAGGCCCUUUUGCUGAACACCAACAGGACAAGUGGUCUUUAAAGCAAUAUUACGGCUCGUGGAAUUACAGAAUACUGUACUGGAAGAAAGGCAGCAAUACAGAGGUAACUCACAUAGAUACUAAACAUAACUCUGAAAUAUUAUCUCAGCUGGAGCCAUGGACGAUAUAUUGUAUUCAAGUGCAAGCAGUUAUCCCUGAGUGGAACAAAACAGGGGAACUGAGCAGAGAGCUUUGUGAGCAGACAACCCACAAUGGUGUCACUCCUGUGUGGAUAAUUGUGACCGUUCUUAUAGGAUCAAUGUUGGCUGUUGUAAUAUGUGUUCCUGUUUGUUUCUUUUCCUUUUUGUAUCUAUAUCGACUCACCAAACAUGUUUUCUGCCCUUCAUAUAUUUUCCCACAACACUUGAAAGAGUUUUUGAGCAAGCCUCCCAGUGGUUCACAGUUUUUUUCUCCGCUCCCAGAAGAGGAACAUCUUUUUUAUGACAAGCUAACUGUCAUUUCAGAAGAAUCCAAAAAUCAAAGCGAUGAGACAGGGGAUGAGGCCAGCAAGACCACAGAGCACCUUCAGGACUCUGAACAUGAACAUUGUGAUUCAGGAAUAGUAACAGCUUCAGAAAAGGACUAAAUGCACUCCUCAUGCUUCACUC
Messenger RNA from Pelecanus crispus (Dalmatian pelican), 711 nucleotides. NCBI's taxonomy places the organism in Eukaryota, Metazoa, Chordata, Aves, Pelecaniformes, Pelecanidae. The record is from RefSeq and is a predicted model, not a curated record.